Messenger RNA from Cornus florida, 1676 nucleotides. Its product is annotated as 7-deoxyloganetic acid glucosyltransferase-like. The coding region runs from base 198 to 1640 and encodes 480 amino acids. Lineage: Eukaryota; Viridiplantae; Streptophyta; Magnoliopsida; Cornales; Cornaceae. The record is from RefSeq and is a predicted model, not a curated record. The transcript is spliced from 2 exons. Gene Ontology annotation, molecular function: UDP-glycosyltransferase activity.
UAAUAAAAUAAUAAUAAUAAUAAAUAAAUAAAUAAAUAAUUGUUGAAUCCAACAGCCCGAGGUCCGCCAUUGUUUUUUUAAAUGCAAUUUUUAAAGAUGGAAGAGUAGCUGAAUCCACUCGAUAAUGAGCAACUCCAAUUGUAAGUGUAAUAAGUUGGGAUCCACGAAAAACUGAUCAAAUAGUCCUGUAAACUCUAAUGGCAGAAAAGCCAACCCUCCAACCACAUGUACUUAUCUUUCCCUUACCCCUCCAAGGCCCAGUCAACUGCAUGCUCAAGGUCGCCGAGCUUUUCUGUCUCGCCGGCUUCCAUGUCACCUUCCUCAACACUGACCACGUCCACCGCCGUCUCCUCCGCCACUCCCACCUCCACUCCCGUUUCGCUCCAUUUCCAACCUUCCGUUUCAAAACCGUUUCCGAUGGCCUCCCGGAAGAUCACCCCCGCUCCGGCGAUCGAUUAAUGGACAUCUUUGAUGCUUUGGAAGCCGUCACGAAACCCCUUUUCCGGGGGAUGCUAAUCUCCGGUGUAUUCAGUUCUGAAGCAGGAGUGCCGGUCACCUGCAUCAUAGCCGAUGGGGCCUUUGAUUUCGCUCUUGAUGCUGCCAAAGAAGUCGGAAUUCCCCUGAUUUAUUUCGAUACGAUCAGUCCUUGCUGCGUCUGGGUUCAUCUCUGUAUUCCCAAACUCAUUGAAUCCGGCGAGCUUCCAUUCAAAGGAAAUGACUUGGACACUCCGAUCACAAGUGUACCAGGCAUGGAAGGUUUUCUCCGGCGCCGUGAUCUCCCGAUCUACUGCCGUGCCGGAGACGUCUCUAUCCCUGUUGUACAAAUCAUCUUGGCGGAGGAUCGACAACUCCCAAAAGCCCACGGACUCAUACUCAACACGUUCGAAGAAAUAGAAGGACCCAUACUCUCCCAUAUUCGUUCUCUCUGUCCAAACCUCUACUCUAUCGGACCACUCCAGGAACGCCUCAAGAUCAGGCUCGCCGAAGAAACAACGUCGCCGCCCGCGUCCUCCAACGGUCUGUGGGAAGAAGACGGUGGCUGCAUGACAUGGCUCGACGCUCAACCGUUGAGAUCAGUGAUCUAUGUCAGCUUUGGGAGUCUCGCCGUCACCAGAACGGCCGACCUCAAGGAGUUUUGGCACGGUCUGGUAAACAGUGGAAAGCGGUUCUUGUGGGUCAUACGUGAUAACGGCGUCGCCGGAGAAGAUGGGGAUCGUCAGAUUCCGGCGGAGUUCUCUGACGGUAGGAAGGAGGGAGGAUAUAUAGCACGGUGGGCCCCGCAGGAGGAGGUGCUGGCCCACCCGGCGGUUGGUGGUUUUCUGACCCACAGUGGGUGGAACUCGACGUUGGAGAGUAUAGUCGCCGGAGUGCCGAUGCUUUGCUGGCCGUACUUUUUUGACCAGCAAGUCAACAGUAGGUUCGUCAGCGAGGUGUGGAAGAUUGGUUUGGAUAUGAAAGAUUUGUGUGACCGGGUCGUGAUUGAGAAGAUGGUCAACGAUCUGAUGGACGUGAGGAGGGAUGAGUUGGUGUGCUCCGCGGAAAAUAUGGCAAUGUUGGCCAAGAGAAGUGUUAGUGAAGGUGGGUCAUCGUUGUGUAAUUUGAACCGUUUGAUUGAGGACAUCAGAUCGAUGAGUGUUUGAUCACGAUGAUGUUGCUAAAGUUUGUUUGAAAAUUGA